Messenger RNA from Meloidogyne enterolobii, 1206 nucleotides. Lineage: Eukaryota; Metazoa; Nematoda; Chromadorea; Rhabditida; Meloidogynidae. The record is from the annotation of a GenBank genome assembly.
AUGGAAAAAUUGAGUGAAGCAAUUGCUCACCGUUUACGAAUUGAAAGUUCAUUGAUAAGAGAAGUUAUGGCUGAAUUAAUUGGAAUAUCAGCAAAUAUCCAAACAGCUUCAAUUGUAGCUAUAGCUACACAAAAUAAUGCUACACAGACAACAAUUACUCAAUUACAUUCAUCUUCUCAUUUAGGCAAUCAAUUAGGUUGGGGAUUUGGUUUGGCUUUGGGGGUUUAUUUGGCUUUACAAAUAUCUGGUGCCCAUCUAAACCCAGCCAUUUCAUUUGCCCAACUUUUACGAGGUGCUAUCUCACCUUUACGAUUUUUAUUAUAUAUUCCUGCACAAUUAAUUGGUGCUUUUCUCGGUGCAGCUUUAGCCUUUCUUGGCCAUUUUGAGGAUUGCAGCCUCAUACGUUCACAACGAGGCGAUCAAGAAUUGGCCAGUCAAUUCGCAACAUAUCCUAGAGAUGGACUAAGUAUUUAUGGAAGUAUAUUAGAUCAAUUAUUCGGUACUGCUUUGUUAGCUGCUGGACUUUGGGCAAUUACUGAUAAAAGAAAUAGAGUUCCCAGUGGUUUUAUUCCUUUAUUGGCUGGGUUAAUACUUACUAUGAUUUCAUUAACAUUUGGCCUAAAUGGAGGGUUUGCAAUUAAUCCAGCACGUGAUUUAGGCCCAAGACUUUUUAUGUUAAGUAUUGGAUUGGGAUGGGGAAUGUUUAGUAACAAUAAUUUCUACUUUUGGAUUCCUCUUGCAGUUCCAUUCGUUGGUGCAUUGAUAGGCGCUUUUGUUUAUAAUUUAUUAAUUGGUGUUCAUGGUUUGGACGAACAAAUAGAAAUUAGUGGAGCAAAUUAUCCAAGGGAAAAUGAUCGUGGAUAUAAGGAGUACAACUCAAACCCUGCCUCCGUGGGUGUCACCAGCCACUUGGUCUCUUACAGCAGCACAAUAAAUCGUUGAAAAAGAAAAGAAAAAUUCGAAAAAAGCCUUAAAAACAAUGCCAAAUAAUAAUACAGCCAAACCUUAUUUUUAGAUAAACCCUUGGGCUGAUCUUACCUUAUGAGUUGUGGGGAUAACAUUUAGAAAGAUUUUUAAGUAUUCACGGGUUGGACAAUACAACUUCAAUAUAAAAAUUUAUGGUUGGCCCUUCAUUGGCCAACCAAAAUUUAAAAAAUGUAUCUUAAAUCAAGGCGCACUUUUGAGGGUAUCUAAAAAUAAGGUUCA